Molecule: messenger RNA, 275 nt
Organism: Aspergillus thermomutatus
Lineage: Eukaryota; Fungi; Ascomycota; Eurotiomycetes; Eurotiales; Aspergillaceae
Exons: 2
Molecular function (GO): nickel cation binding; GTPase activity
Source: RefSeq, a predicted model, not a curated record
AUGUCUCACUCCCACUCUCACGACCACGGCGUAAGCCAUUCCCACGAUGACCCAUUCGGAGGCCACGGCCACUCCCACGAGAUCCUCGACGGGCCGGGCUCGUACCUGCAUCGCGAGAUGCCAUUGAUCGAAGGCCGGGACUGGAAAGACCGUGCCUUUACCAUCGGUAUUGGAGGACCAGUGGGGUCCGGCAAGACGGCGCUGAUGCUCGCGCUCUGCCACGCCCUGCGAGACCAGUAUAACAUUGCCGCUGUGACGAAUGAUAUUUUCACCCG